Molecule: messenger RNA, 2112 nt
Organism: Scedosporium apiospermum
Lineage: Eukaryota; Fungi; Ascomycota; Sordariomycetes; Microascales; Microascaceae
Exons: 4
Coding region: 1-2112 (703 amino acids)
Biological process (GO): DNA-templated transcription; regulation of DNA-templated transcription
Cellular component (GO): nucleus
Molecular function (GO): zinc ion binding; DNA binding; DNA-binding transcription factor activity, RNA polymerase II-specific
Source: RefSeq, a predicted model, not a curated record
AUGGUUCGCACAACGAUCGCUUGUGCCCGUUGUAGGAAGGCCAAGAUCAAGUGCGUCCACGAUGGCAUACCACCCUGCCGUGGCUGCUCCAAGCGCGACGCGACGGCCGAGUGCGUCCUUUCCAGGCCUGUCCUGGAAUGCAGACAGUCACCACAGUCACCCGUGAGAUCCCAUCAAACAAACCACCGACGACGCCGUAUUGGAUCCACCAAGCCCGGAGAUGAACAGCGGUCCUGGCCCAAUGUUGACGACAAAUCAAGAAGAUGCCACCACUCCACCGUGGCACUGGCACCAGUAUCGGGCCAUAAACCGGAUAUCGGGUUUGUCCCUCUAGUCCGCAGGGCCGCUGCCGUCUUUGUGACCCACUUUCCCGAGCUCGGCUUCCUGCAUAUGCCGAGCUUCACGCAAGAGUUACAGCAGCUGGAGGAGCCAGUUGCCGAUGGUGUCAACGGCCCGGAUCUGUCACUGCCUUCGAAUUACAGGGUCAAACUCAAAGCCCUGUGCUCAGGCAUCGUGGCUUUGUGCGCCCCGCUAAUGACGGAAGAAAUCCACUGCCGCGAAAGCUACGCCGCGCCGGCCAUCUCCCGCAUCUCCGUGUUUGAUCUGCCCGACAGGCAUACCGUCCAGACACUCUUGGUUCUCGCCAUGUACGAAUGGGGCAAUGGCCGGGCAUAUAGGGCCUGGGUAUAUAGUGGUCGGUUUAUUUCAUUAAUUUUUACUGUCCACUUUAUCAACCACGCGGUUGCGCUAAAUAGUAGUUGCUCCCCAGGCAUGGCGACGCGAAUGGUGCAGCUGCUGCACACAAUGUCCAAGUCUGGAGAUCUUUCAGACCUCCAACUUGAAUGCUUAAACCGCACCUUUUGGAGUUGCUACGUCAUGGACCGUCUCAUCGUCUGUGGUAAACCUCAACCGCUCUCACUUCCCCUGGACGCCAUGGAAAUCUGCUGGCCCGUUGGACAGCGCGACUUCGCGUUCGGCCACGCUCCAGACCGACCAUGCCCCGCCGGGGAAGAUGGGAGGGCCGCCGUGUGCAACGACCUUGACGAUUACUAUCGGCUUCUACUGCAGGGCUACGAAAUUUGGGCGCAAAUCCUCAAGUGGAUCACUGUUGGCGGUCGACGUCGCGAGGACUUAUGCUCGGCUGGUGGGGUCCCCUGGGCAGCCGGAUCUCUGUGGAGUUCAUUGCAUGGUCAGUUGCAGGCCUGGCGAAGCACCCAUGGGAGUCGGAUUCGAUUCCCCGACACUACUGUCGAAGCCCACGAAGGGAAUACAUUCCUUUCCUCCCCACGCCCACCUCGGAGCCAUCAGGCCCCGUCGAUCCUCCACUCCUUCCCCAAGAACCCCCUCUUGCACUGGUGGUCAACCCGCGCCGACGAGCUUUUCUCCUCGGCAUCCCACCUCACCUCGAUCCUUCGCCUCAUGGACUCGGCCUCUACUCCAUUCCUUACCCCCUUUGCCGCCUUCUGCACAUUCUCUGCCGCCACCAUGAACAUCUACGUAAGCUGCUUCCCGCGCAUGAACCUCGGUCGGAGCGAAGGCUCCUCCAAGGCCGACAGCGACGCGAACCUAGCAUACUUGGAUCGCUUCCGGGCCCACUGGCGGCGGGUGGGCCAGGGAUGGUGGGAUACUAUCUGCCAAACGCAGUCACUAUAUCAGCGAGCGAGUAGGGACCGGGUAAAGUAUCAAGGUAAAACUCGCGAUGACUUCGUUGCUCUCGAAUCGUCCAUGCAUGACUCGUCGGGCAUAUCGCCGAGCUCAGCUACCGCGGACGCAACUGCCACCAAGACGAUGGCUGCAGGAGUCGAGACGACGACGGGGCUCCCCAGUGACCCGCACGAGGAUGGGCCGCCAGAGGAUAUCAGCGGUCCUAUUUCGUUGGAUGGGGAUAAUAUUGUUGCCGCAGCUAUGAGUCUUCAGGAUCUCUCGCAUUCGAAUUCACACCCACAUUCCGGCUGGGGUUUGAAUUCUCCUGUGUUUCCUGACCCCGCGAGCGACUGGAACGAUAUUUGGCCUCUGUGGGGGGAGCAGCGGGCUUUCCCUUACGGGUUCGACGGCGUUCAGUGGGAGGGUAACGCGGACGGUACGAACUUAUCUGCAUUAGGCUUUAAGUAA